CGGCCAGCAGAGGUCACUAGAGGUACGUGUUUUGUGGUUUCUUGUCAUGAAACUCCACGCAAAACCAACUGAAGUCCUCCACGUUGUAGACACGGGAUGCCGCUCUAUCCUGCUCCGCUUGCUCUCUAUUGUAGGCGUGUGAGUGUUUGUGAUGGCGGCGCCCGCUCUGCAGCUGUAUCCUUCCACAUGGUGUAAAGAUUGGGGGAGGGACACUAGUGCUGCCAGCCACCUACAUGUGCCCUUCCCCUGCCCCAGAGAAGCCCAGAUUGCCCACGACUCGCUGAGCCCCGAUGCAGAACCAAGAAAGGGAGGUGUGAGCAAGACUCUGAGCGUCACAGACAACGUCCUCCAUGUACAUUGGCGCGCGGAUGAAGCCCGUAUCCUCCGGGUCUCUGUUAGCUCUUUCCUGGAUCAUCUCUCCCUCGUGGUGCAGACAAUGGACAGAUUCGGACCUGCGCUCCCAGACUCCUCCUGAUCCUCUACAGACUGGAUGAUAUUCUUUUUUUCGGAUAGGUAA
This is a messenger RNA of Hyla sarda, 517 nucleotides long. It is a transcript of the gene LAGE3, whose product is annotated as L antigen family member 3. The record is from RefSeq and is a predicted model, not a curated record. The coding region runs from base 152 to 475 and encodes 107 amino acids. The transcript is spliced from 3 exons. Gene Ontology annotation, cellular component: EKC/KEOPS complex. Lineage: Eukaryota; Metazoa; Chordata; Amphibia; Anura; Hylidae.